AUGGCGAUCGGCUGCAGGUCAGAUACGGCUUCCAUUUCGUCGAGUUUGUUUCAGCAUGUCCAAGAGAAUGGACGUACUUAUCAUAAGUACAAAGAAGGGAAAUAUCUGCUACCGAACGAUGAGAAAGAACAGAAUAGGCUAGAUUUACAACAUCAGCUUUGCAAGCUAUCUCUUCAUGGUAGACUCCAUCUCGCCCCCUUGAAAGAUGCGAAUCUCAAGCAUGCACUUGAUUUUGGCACGGGCACAGGAAUUUGGGCAAUUGACUUUGCUGAACAAUACCCGAAUUGCAAGGUUCUUGGCAGCGAUCUCUCUCCAAUCCAGCCAGAAUUCGUACCAGAGAACUGCACAUUCGAAGUAGACGACCUAGAAGAUGAAUGGAUCUACCCGCAACCCUUCAACUAUAUCCAUUCCCGACUCAUGGUAUUCUGUCUCCGGUCGCCUAUAUCCACCAUCCAGAAAGCCUACGCCUCACUCGCCCCCGGCGGCUGGCUUGAAAUGCAAGAUACAUGCGCCCCCCUAUACUCAAUCGACAACUCAAUUGCCGGAACUUCCCUCGAAAAAUGCUAUGAUAUGGUUGUGGAAGCUGCCAAGAAAGUAGGGAUUGAUAGUACUGCCGCGAGCAGAUACAAGGACAUGAUGGAAGAAGCCGGCUUUGUGGACGUUCAAGAGGUGAAGGUCGAGUGGCCGAUUGGGGGAUGGGCGAAGAGCACCUAUCACAAGACUUUGGGGAAGUGGUUUCGGGCCGAUUUAGAGACGGGUGUGGAGGCUGUGGCGUUGGGGUUGUUCACCAGGGUACUGGGAAUGAAGAAAGAGGAGGUCGAAAGCUUCUUGGUGGACAUUAAGAAGGAUAUGGAUUCGAAGCAUGUUCAUGCUUAUCAACCUUUCUAUAUUGUGUUUGGAAGGAAGCCGGAGUAA
Molecule: messenger RNA, 915 nt
Organism: Mollisia scopiformis
Lineage: Eukaryota; Fungi; Ascomycota; Leotiomycetes; Helotiales; Mollisiaceae
Product: S-adenosyl-L-methionine-dependent methyltransferase
Exons: 7
Coding region: 1-915 (304 amino acids)
Molecular function (GO): methyltransferase activity
Source: RefSeq, a predicted model, not a curated record